Xylona heveae TC161 is the source of this 1520-nucleotide messenger RNA. Its product is annotated as Clavaminate synthase-like protein. The transcript has 2 exons. NCBI's taxonomy places the organism in Eukaryota, Fungi, Ascomycota, Xylonomycetes, Xylonales, Xylonaceae. Gene Ontology annotation, molecular function: dioxygenase activity. The coding region runs from base 223 to 1269 and encodes 348 amino acids. The record is from RefSeq and is a predicted model, not a curated record.
CGGAAAUUGUGUAGAUGAAGCCGAGAACGACAAAAUGGCUUUAGUUCAAGCCGUAUAGAUUGAGUGCUACUGAAGGGUAUAAAGAGGCAUUGAUAUCUCGAAGUUUUCUCUUAUUGCCAGCAGCAGCAUCUCAGGGCAUCUCAGCAGGUCUGAAAUCUUAUCGUCCCCUCUCUUCAACAUCAAACGGUCUUUGUUAAACUUCGUCUGUACCUGUAUAUCACUAUGCCUGUCCGUGUCACCUACAACAGCCCUGUCCCGGAGGGCAAGCCUUUUACUGUUGCGCAAUUGCGCACAAUCAACUUUGGCAAACUUGUCGAGCGCGACCCUCAGGAGGCCGCGAAGCUGCUCGAGGCUGGCGAAAAGGACGGCUUCUUUUACCUUGACCUGACCACACCAGCCAGCAAGGGCUUGUGGAAGGACUACACGGCAUGCCUGGAGGUCUUGAAGAAGUGGUUCGACACUCCUCUCGAAGAGAAGACCCAGUAUGCCUACGGGUCUGAUGUGCAAGGCUACAAGCCCAUCGGUACUCAAACCGGGGCUACUGAGAAGUCCAAGGAUGGUUUCGAGACUUUGCGAAUUGCUCAAACGGGCCUCGCAUGGCAAAAUCAACCUCUCCCCGCCGCGGUUCUCGACCAGAGCACACUCUUCAAUGACUUCAUUGACAAGACGCGCUAUCACGUUAUCCAGCUCCUGUCCAGCUUCUCCGAUGCCAUGGGUCUUGAAGGCGACGACCGAUUCGAGCGCAAACACCCGGACAACAGACCCUCGCACACCUCGAUGACUUUCCACCGCUAUAACAAGCUCGGCGCCCGCGAUGUCUCCAAUGUUGGCCACAACAAGCAUACCGACAUCAGCAGUAUCGCGUUUCUCUUCGCGCAGCAAUGGGGCCUACAAGUUCCCUCCACUACCAGUGAGAACAGCUGGGACUACGUGCGGACGCAACCCGGUUUUGCCAUUUGCAAUGUCGGCGACUCUUUGCGUUUUUUGUCUGGUUUCCGGCUGCGAUCGGUGCUGCAUCGCGUUGUGCCUACCGUCGAGAUGGAGCAAACGCACCGCUACUCGGUUGCAUAUUUCACGCGCCCAGUUGACGGGACGACAUUUAAGGACUCCGAGGGGCGGAUUAUUUCGAUUCAGGAUUGGUUUGAGAAGAAAUUCGACAUUUAUCGUGCGAGUCAUGAGGAGCAGCGCAAGAACACGAUGCUGACUGGUGGAAUUGAGGAUGCAAAGGCCCGCGCCAGGAUCCACUUGCGUGAGGAGAUUCAGAUUUAGAGUAAUUAUCGUGGGAAAUUGAUGACCUGGAUGAUUUGUCGCCAUUUCUCCCUGUCGUUUCGCUUUCGGAUCUUUCCUCCCUAGCUUGUGUUUGGGGGAAAGUGUUUGGGGGGAAGUUCUCAUAAAAACACCACUUUUGCAUGUUUUUCUGCCUUUUUUUAUUUGUAAGAAAAUUAAAGCAGCAUGUGGAGCAAAUGCCCAAAUUGAAUGAGGUGUCCUACUAUUUUCCAGAUCAUAAUGUCACCAGACAU